CGGCGCACUGCCCUCCCGCAGCUAUGUCCAGCAACCGGCGCAGGGCUAGAAUACACGAUCCUAUAGUGUGGCUUUCUUUCGACGUUAGCUGCGACUGAGGCAAGGACGCAAGGACGGCCACUGGGCCACAUCUCAGGCCGUGAUGCGCGCUCUUCCAGAACGCAGACCUAUCUGGCUAGCACUGACCCCGGAAGACGUCAAGCAUAUAUACACGCUUUGCAAGGCUGCGCAGGGGAACGCUGAUCUGCUCCGCGAGGCUCUAGUGAAUGCGAAUGGCCCGCAGGAUCUCCGCAAUGGCUUGACCAGGGAGUUCCUUGAUAAAUGCCGCAAGUCGCAACUCUUGGUUGAGGCGCAAACCACACGCGUGGCCUCUGUGCUCAACAACCCCCGCCUCGCUGCCCCAGGGCCCCAUCUCGACGAUGCGACACGCACUCUCAAGGUUCUACGCGGAGUUAACGACGACCUUAUCGCCGCAAUGCAGUUCUAUUCCGAUCUGGUGUAUGCCGGGCUUGACAAGGCUGAGCAGGAGCGUAUCAAGAACGAGCAUACGAUUCGCAUGCUGACAGCGACGACGAGCUUGAGCGCACUCUCUCUAGACGGCGGACGCACUACAUCGCACAGGCCGCCUCCUUCCCCUGGCGCAGGCCCGUCAAAUUUAGACGACGAGAAGAUACAGAGGCUGUCCAAGGUGGCGAAGACCGCGAUGGGAAACGCGGAGCUGCUGCGCGAGUCGCUUCUCCACGCGCAGCCGGAGGAUCUGAGUGGUGCGAUUGUGCAGGAGUUUAUGCAGAGCUGCCUCGAUUCGCAAAAGGCCAUCUUCGAACACAUCCAAUGGGCGGAUGCUGCCGCUGCCUCGUCCCGGCGACGUGUCGGCGCGAACGAUCCCUCGCAAACGCGCGAGGAGCUGCUGUUUAAGGAGCUAAUCACGGCGGAUGAGGUGUUGACGGAGGUGCUGAAGAUGCUCGACGAGCUCCGGUUGAACGGGGUGCCAGUGGAGACGCAGAGUGCCAUGGGAAAACCAUCUAUAUCAGCGGAUCCGGAGGCAGAGAAGAGGAGAUUGCCAGAGCUGUGUCGGGUGGGGAGGGGGAAUGCGGAGCUGUUGAGCGAGGCUCUGAUGCAUGCGACGCGGGAGGACCUGCAUGGGGAGCUGAUACAGGAAUUCAAUGCAAGCUGCCGGACGUCACAAAAGGAGAUCAUCACUGCGGUAGCUCAAAUCGAGCUCUCUUCCGACGAGGCUGCGUCAUCUGAGGAAAACAUACUGGGCAAGCUCAUCGCGGCGAACGAGGUACUGAUCGAGGCGCUCAGACAUUAUGACGAGCUCUCGCACACUGGGGCUGUCACGUCGGUGCCACAAGAGGUUCAGAGCGAGAAAGGCAAGGCACCCAUGGUCAGCAUUUUCCCACAAGCGUAUCCGAUAACUCAACCAGAGGCAGGCCCAUCUCGGCCUCCCAUGAUCAGCAUGGCACAGUUGCCGCCACUCACCCAGGAAGACAAGGCGAAGUUCAUGAAGAUCUUCUUUGGGGCAGGGCCGAAGAAUGGGUUCUUGAGCGGUGCUCGAGCCCGGGAUCUGUUGCUCAAGUCCCGCUUGCCAUCCGAGACGCUUUUACAAAUCUGGGACCUCGCGGAUGUCUCCUGCCGUGGAUCGCUCGCCAUAGGCGACUUCGUCAUCGCGAUGUACCUCGUGCAGGCGUGCAUGACCGGCCGGCUCGCCCCUCUGCCCAGCGCGCUCCCACCAGAGUUAUACCAGCAGGCCGGCUGCAAUGCAAUCUUUAGCCCUGCUCGACUUGCCAUACCAGGUCCGUCCCUCACGACCACUCCGAAUCUCCAGACGUCACCGGCGUUGCCUGGCGCGCCUGCCUACUUUGGCAUACAGCCCACCGCGCAGGAUCACACGGAUCGGAUAUUCCAGACGCUCGAUACUGAGGGGACGGGCAAGGUGCAGAGUUAUGUCAUCAUGUCGUUCUUGCUCAAGCUGGGCCUGUCAAUGGAUGUUCUCAACCAAAUCUGGAGUACCGCGGACACAGGUUCGAAGGGCUAUUUGACGAGGGCUGAGUUUGCGAUUGCGAUGAAGCUUGCAGAGAUGAAGAAAGCGGGGCAGGAACUGCCGGCCUCUCCGUCGUCGUCUGAGGUGGAGCAAGCGAGCUCAAGUGCUGCUCCUCAGCCCACUGUCCCAGAGGCAUCGCUCAUAGAUCUAGACGAACCACUCGGAGGACCAUCAACACCGAGGCCACCUGUCGCAGAAGUCUCAGGACCCAAUAGCGACCUGCUCGCUGUGAACACGCUCAUUGUGCCACCACAGCUGACAGGAUCGGCGUUCUUCGAACCAUCGUCUCCUCAGCCAACGUCACCGUUGCCGCAACCGUCCAGUCCGGAGCAAAUGCCGAAUGGCAGCGUGCAGCCGUGGGCCAUCAACCCUGUAGUGAAGGCGCGCUUUGACACGUUCUUUGAUACGCUCGAUCCGUGGCGGAAGGGGUACAUUGAGGGUGACAUCGCGGUGACAUUCUUCGCCAAGUCAAAGUUGCCUGACAAUGUGAUGGCGGAUAUCUGGGAUCUGGCGGACGUCAACCACGACGGCCGGCUCACACGGGACGAGUUUGCUAUAGCUAUGCAACUAAUCCGGGAGACGAUCAAGGGCAAGGAGCUCCCUAGUCAGCUGCCACCAUCCCUGAUACCUCCUUCUCUCCAAUCUUCGCCACCAUCACAGCUGCCUCCGCGCGAGUCGCCACAGGGAGGCAGUACGCGUGCCAGGAGCGCGGCUGGGAAUGGCAGAGAUGCAUCCCGUCAUAGAGAGCCGGCUCGCCAGAGCAGCGGUACCACUUCAGCUCCGCCCUCAUUUGACGAGAUUGCCCCUCGGCCGGAGACGCCGCCUCCACCAUACGAGGCUGUUGUUAGUACUCCGUCAUGACAUAUAUGGAGAGAGCUGCACUUUCGAUAUUUGAUAGUGCAGCCUACAAGGCGUGGUUGCCCUUUUUGACAUCGCUAUCGUCUGAUCUAACUUAUGUAGCGUUUACUUUCGGAUUCGUUUGUGCUCUCUACUUUCUGCUUUUUUGGACUUGCCGGACUCUAGCUCGUGGAAACCAUUUCCUCGUAGACUCCGGCAUCGCAGUGCAGUUGCUACUCGUGGAUAGCCUUAGCAUUCUAUAUUGUGUGUUCUUUGGACGAUGAUACUUCGAUCUUCAAGCUUCAGCUUCAAGUAUGGCAUUCGUGUUACACAAAAGAGCUGCACUAGAGUCCUGGUUGGCGAACGAGACUGUCAUAGUCAGCUACAAAAACUAUCGGCUGGAGAACGUCCGUG
Messenger RNA from Laetiporus sulphureus 93-53, 3295 nucleotides. RefSeq names its product EF-hand. The record is from RefSeq and is a predicted model, not a curated record. Bases 143 to 2905 code for a protein of 920 amino acids. Gene Ontology annotation, molecular function: ubiquitin binding; phosphatidylinositol binding; calcium ion binding. Lineage: Eukaryota; Fungi; Basidiomycota; Agaricomycetes; Polyporales; Laetiporaceae. Gene Ontology annotation, cellular component: plasma membrane; cytoplasm. Gene Ontology annotation, biological process: endosomal transport; endocytosis. The transcript is spliced from 11 exons.